Molecule: messenger RNA, 4584 nt
Organism: Colletotrichum truncatum
Lineage: Eukaryota; Fungi; Ascomycota; Sordariomycetes; Glomerellales; Glomerellaceae
Product: tmem1 family protein
Biological process (GO): early endosome to Golgi transport; intra-Golgi vesicle-mediated transport
Cellular component (GO): TRAPPII protein complex
Source: RefSeq, a predicted model, not a curated record
AUGGAGCGGCCUUUUUCAACCUCCAAAGUUACAGGUGUGCGCAUUGUAGUCGAGUACUUCGACCCCCACGAUGUCUACAAGCUUGUAGCCCCUGGUCUAGUUCCUCGUCUUCCUCUUCGAAACCUGCACUGGCAAUCCCACGCUGGCCCCUUACGAUCGAUCGAUACUCUUCAUGUCGAACUCAUAUCCGCCAGUGGAGAACCAGCCCCUCCAACUUCACCUACCAUUUCUCCGUCGCUCCGAAGGUCGGCCAGCGCUAGUACCAAGGAUGAUGGCUUCCAGACGCAACAAAUCGGAGGGAAGACCACUUCCACAGAUACUGCCGAUACACCUACUGCUGCAGCGCGUCAGCCUGGCACCCAACGCCGACACCAGAUACCAGGGCUGAGGCGGACACCAUAUCUCAAAGUUUUGCUUGUCCGAUGCGACGAUAGUGACACGUACAAGUCCCAGACGCGAGCAGAGAUCCGGGAGUGGGUCAAGGAACAUACGCCUCCAUCGCAGUCUACGCGAAAAGCGAGUACACAAGAGAACCACGACGCCUUUGAGUGGCUGAUUGUUCAUGUGGUGAUACCCAACACGUUUGCUGCCAACCAGCCACGACUUAGCGGCAAGGGUCUCGAUGCUGCCGAGAAGUCAAGGACGUCUAGAUGGGGAUCCGGUUCCUCCACGCUUUUGGAGAAGCUUCGAUCGGAUUUCAACAGCUCCAGCAAGAGCUCCCUCGAUCGCGUGACUCAGAUUCGGAUUGGCAUCAACGAUGUGCCAUACGACAUUCUUCCGAGAGUGGUUCCUGCGACGCCAACUGGCUACUCUGAAUCUCGUGAAGAUGCGGAGAAUGCCUGGGAAGAUCUCAUUGGCAAGUUCAAAGAGUUGAUCCUUUCGUCUUUCGACAUGCGGGUGACCCAAUACGAAGAGGAUAUUAAAGAAAAGGACUCCCAGCGUGCUCUUCCUGGUUGGAAUUUCUGCACCUUCUUCAUCUUGAAAGAAGGCUUAGCUCGCGGCUUCGAAAGUGUGGGCCUCGUUGAGGACGCUUUAGUCGGAUACGAUGAGCUUAGCGUUGGGCUGGAUACUGUGAUUCAAGAACAAGCAACAUCUGGGGAUCCGGAAAGACAUGGCGGUUCACUUUUGAGCAAUACGGAGGACCUGGUGAAGCGCGCUGAAGCAGCUAUACAGGCACUGGGGGCCAAUGAUGGUGACGGCGAAGAUGAACAACCGGUGGACUUACAGGCCAGCGACGCCCCCAACACCGACACGUUUGACGAGAUUCCUAUCGGUUCUACAAAGAAACCGUAUCGUGAGAUGAUUGUGGCCAACAAUGUGUCGGUCUUCGACUUCCGCUGUUACAUAUUUGCCAGGCAGAUUUCGUUGCUUCUCCGCCUUGGGAAUGCUUGGUCUACUCGCGAGGAACUUCUAGCAAAACUCAAGGAACAGCAAGAGUCAGUUCUUCAUGGCGUUGCCCCUCGAGCGCCGCCGCCCAAGCAAACGGAAGAAGCUGAGAACUUGUCAAUGCUGGCUGAGAUUUGCCGAAGAACACUUGAAUUUGUUCCCGCCGUUUCGCAGGUCAUGAGGACAGAUAUCCUGUCAGCUUUGAAGACGAAAUACUCACAAGAAGACACGGCUAUUAUCGACCCGGUUCUGGCUGAGGCUAUUGACAACUUAGUCGCUUCUUUUGCUUUCUCUGUCGCGCAGCAAAUCCUUGCGCAGACUUCUACCAAGGCACUCCCUAUUCCACCAUCGACGCUCACGAAUGCGGAUAGCCACGAACCCAAGUCUUCCAUCCCUGAGCUCAAAACUAUGAUGCACCCUGCUCGAAACUCAUCUCUCGUAGUGAGAACGAACACGAUACAACCACCCAGUCCUGGCAUAUUCCCCGGUGCUCGACGACCCAGUGCAGAAGAUACUACUGGCCCCAGCUCUCAGUUUCUGAAAGCUGGUUUGGAAGAACUAGCCGCAAGGCGUGCAGAGCUCUAUGCUCUUUCCCGCAAUGUUCUGCAAGGAAGCGGCAAGAAGCGAGGUUGGGACAGUGGAUGGACCUCAGCGCCUGUGCUUGGAGAGUCGGAGAGCAACGAGUUUGAAGACGUGAAUCUCGAUGGCGAUGCCGACGAAAAGGAAUCCAAGCCAGAUGAUUCGGUAUCGGCUUGCAUUGGACUGGCUGGUAUUGAGAAUGGACUGCUACGUGCUGCUCUUGACAACCACGAGGACUUCUACCGCCUCUAUGAAACGCUCACAGACAAAGCUUUACGACAUUAUACUGUCGCGAACCAUACUCAUGCAGUCAAAACCAGCAUGGCUGAUCUCGCUGUUCUCAAGUACCACCUCGGCGAGUACGGCCCCGCUGCCUCUUUCUUUUACAUGACGACCCCCUUUUUUGGAGAGAAUAAUUGGAGCUUAUUAGAGCUGUCCAUGCUUGUCAUGUAUUCUCACUGCCUCCGAGAACUGCAACGCAAGGAUGAGUUUGUUCGCGUGGGACUAAAACUGUUAACCAAAGCGGCAGCCGCUGAAAACGAGAGGCUGAUCCGAAAGACAUCACUGGCUGUUGGACCUCAUCAAGAAGUCGCAUACCCUGAGAAGAGCGCAAUUUCUGGCUUUUUGAACGAGCUUCUAAGCGUCGCCGCAACACUGUCAAACGAAGUUAAGGUUCCCUUGCAGCAGCUUUUCACACAGGUUGAAGUGGUGGGGACUCCAGAUUAUCACGAGGGGAAGGAUCGGUUUUCUCUGACAAUUACAUUGAGGAGCCUUUUGGUUGAUGAAUUGAGUGUGGAAAAGGCCACGCUUCGUCUAACUCGGACUAUUCCUGGAGGAACCAAAGAGGUUCGAUUACAUACAACAGAGACGAGCAUCCUCAAGCCAGGCGUUAACAAGCUGCAUUUCAUCAGCACAACCAAUGUGUCAGGUCCUUACAGAAUCGAUCGUAUAGACAUUGUUUGUGCCAAUGUCCACCUUCACUGGGAUCGCGACAUCAACCAAACACCAAGCAAAACUGCACAUGUUUUCCGUGUGCCUGAUGUGCAACUGUAUCGACCAGCAGGAGGCUUGAGAUGUCGCCUGACGGCUGCAAAGGACAUCCAGCUUGACAAGAAUAACUCGGUCGAUCUGGAGGUUUCAACGGGAUGGAACGCCAUCUCGUCUUGUGAGCUAUCAGUGAAGCCUGCAACUGGCGGCCUCCGGAUCAAUUCGACUGAAGCCGACUUCAUCGGUCCCUCUUUUGAAUACGAGAAACCGCCUGAAGCAGGUCUUUUUCACUUCGGAGCUGUUCCUCAAGCAACAACGAUCAAGAUGCGCUUCCCCUACACCAUUGAGCAAGACGUCGGCAACAUAUCUGUUCGAGUUGAGGUCAAUUACUCGACGGACGAUGGCACUUAUCACUAUUCGAGUGUCGUCUCAAUUCCUAUAGCACUUGCCUUGGGUGUUAAUGUCCAGGAUGUUUUCAAGGAUAAAGCACUUUUCUCGCGCUUUAGUGUCUCGACAGCAUCCUUUAGCCCACUUAAACUUUUUGCGUCAGAGCUUCUUGAUUCCGAGGUUUUCAAGUCACACUCUGCACCUGCGGCAAAUAGGAUUGUGACAGUUUUCCCCAGGCAGCCUGCAAGCUUGCUUUACAAGAUUACUCGCAAGUCUGCAGACGUGAUCACUGCUAAAACCCCACGAACUCUAUAUCUCAAGCUACAGUACAGCGUCCUGUUAGAUGAGAUUAUUAACCUUGUGGAGGAAGUAUUUGCUGAAGCCACCAAAGAGUUACCGUUAUCAACCUUUUCGGGCUUCCUCAUUGGAAGUAUUCUUGCAGAAGUGCACUCUAGUCUUUCUGCUUAUGAGCUGGAGCGCGCUGCUCUGCGUGGUGAAGUGCCAACUAGCUUCAUAACACCUUUACUCUCAGAAACAGCAAUGCCUGGCCUAGGCGCGGUUCCAGGGACCGGAGAAGAUGCCUCAACUAUGCUGAAGGCCUUCCUUAAGGACUGGCAGAAAGCCCACCCAAAACUCACCAUUAGGGAGAUGGAGUCAGCGAGACGCUCUAUCCUUAUCCCUGUUGAUGUCCCAUCAAUUCCGGUUUUCCAUUCAGUCGAUAUCCAGCUGCCCUCACCCAAGGAGCAGACUUUUAGCUCAACUGUGGCAGUCAACCAACUCCUUCCCGCCAACCUCCGGUUGCGAUGGACGCGCAUAUGGGAUACGGCCGUCAGUGAUGGCAAGAGCAUCAAUAAGAACUAUGAGUUCAGCUACGAGGUUACGGGUUUGCCUGAUAGCUGGCUCGUUGGCGGUCGAAAACGGGGUCAUUUUAGGAGCUUAGGCAUCGAUCAGUCUGAUACCAAGUUCGGCGAGUCAGAAUUGCAAGUUCCAGUCCUCCUAGUUCCCCUGCGCGAGGGACGACUACCUUACCCCAACGUUGAAAUUCGUGAAGUCAAGGAGGAGAAAGAGGAGACUACUCAAGCACAUGGCCAUCACGAGAUUGACUAUCAGAAUAUUGGGGAAACGGUCCGAGUAGUGACCGACUUGCAGAAGGUGACGUUGAGUUUAGAUGCCAGCGGUCCUAGUGGUGGUCCCUUGGUGCUUGAGAGUGAGCGACGCGAGUUCAACGAACGAAUUCUGCUGUAG